UUUACACACUCCUGCCUUCUGGCUAUUGUACAAACGAGGUACUCCAUCUCUCAGCUCUGAACAUUUUCACUGGCUCUUCCUCAUGUCCUCAUCUCUCUCUCUUGGCUUCCUUCAAGCUCCAGAUGAAAUCCUCUCUUCCACAGGAAGCGCUUUCUAAUCUCCCAAUUCUAGUGCUUUACCUCUUAUUUCCUAUUUAAUCCUGUGUUAGCUUAUUUGCACAUAUCUGUUUUCUCUCCCAUUAGACUGAGAGCUCCCUGAGGUUAGAGGCUCUUUUGCUUUUCAUAUCCUUAGCAACUAGCACAGUGCCAGGCAGAUAGAACUUUGAUACAUAUUUUUUGUCCCUCCCAGUCCCUGGACCCCCAGCCUCAUUCAGGCAUAGUAUUUUUUGGAACUGCAGAACAAACCGUUGAUCUCUCCACUGACCCAUCAUGCUUCAGAGAAGUCUUUAUGGAAAUCCACACUUACUCAGGAAAUGCUCCCUGAUCUCUCUUCAAAUCAGAGCACUGAGAAAGAGAUGUCCCCUAAGCAGCUGCCCUUUAUGGUAUGGCUAUUGGGAAGUGAGGAAUCAAGGAAGAGUUGACUCCUGGGUAUAUGGCUUUUGGCCUGGGUCUCACUGAUCAAGUGGCCAGCUGGCAUCAUGUGCCCUUUGAUGCCUCCCUCUGCCAAGGUGAUAUACUCCCAGAAAGGGUUUGUGUAUCAGGUGCUAGACACUGAGAGCUGGAACAGCUUUCUAUGGCAAUAAAUGGGGACUGGAAACAUCUAUUUUUCAGAUACAAGGUUCUGAGCACCAAGGUUCUGGCUUUAUUAAAUGCAGGAUCAGAUGAGGGCCAUGCAUGACCGACGGACUUAUGCUGGGUAUUUAAAAGAAAUCCUUGUAUUCACUUUGGUAGUAUAUAUACUAAAGGAAAUCCUUAUGUCAUGGGCCAGGGAGUGGGGCUGAGAGACUUCCCUUUCUGGGUAUAGUUAUUGCCAGAGAUAUGCCACCAUUCCCCUGUGCCCUCUUGCUUUGAAGAAAACAUGGAGUGAGGUUGAGUAAUGUGUAGAGAAAAAUCUGUCUUUUCUUCUCAACUUCAUGGUUCCCUGCCAAGAAAACUACUGGUUCUUUUUCCCUUGCUUAUGUUUUCAUUCCACAUGUAUAUUCUCUGUCAGAAAGACACACCUCAGACGCUGGGAUCUGUGGAUAUAAUGUAUUUUUUUUUUCCUUGCUAAGGUCUUGCUCUUGGGCAGAAAUCUCAGCCCUGGUUUCUUUUAUGGGAUGUAGCUCCCAUUCCUCUAAUGCAGUUCAAGGCCAAGGACCAAGAUCUGAGCUUAAUUUGAGUUGCUCUGGGGCCCAUUUGCUGGAACCAGUGCUAUCCUGCAUCCAAAAUCCAAGUAACAGCCUGUGUUGUAACAGCUCCUUGUCUGUUCCUCCACUACUGCCAGCACGCUGGAGGGCUGUCACAGUUUCACAGGUGUAUCAGGUUAAGCUUAGCUGCACAAUUCGGAAUUCUUGGUCCCUGAAGGUUGAGUUUCAUGGGAUAGUCAGGACGCCUGGCUUCCAGUCUCUUCUGUGCUUCUCUCCACGUCCUCCUCAUCUGUAAAAUGGUGGGUAGGGGAAUCGGACCUGAUUUUCUCCAAGGCCCUUCCAAUUCUAAUAUUCCGUAUUCUAGGGUGCUAUAAAAAUUCAUCAAGAAAUGCUGGCUCUGCAACCAAAAAAACGCUUGGGCAAAGAUGCCCUUUAUCUCGUCAGUUUGCAGGCUUAGUGGACCUGGGGUCGAGAGUCAGGAAUCCAUGGAGCUUGAAAUUGGACACGAACCAAUUCUGUUCUUUGGGAAUUGGACUAGUAGCUCAAUACCGAACCGAGUCGUGGCAGGGGGUACUCCCUGCAGGUUCUCCAGGGCGUUCGUUACGCAUGGAGAGAGCACGCACCGAGGAGGGUGGUGUGGGAUGCUGGUGGCGCGUGCGCGCGCGGACCUCUGCGAGUCCCUGCGCAAGCAUCCUCUGCGGUAGCUGUGGCGCCCUUUCCCUUCCCCUCCCCCAGUUGCCCCCCUUUCCCCAGUACCCCCUUCCCCUUUCAGUGGGCAUCUCCCAGCCCCAGAGGCCAUGGAGACCGAGGUGCCCCGCAUGGACCCCCGCCUCCUCCUUGUCCUCCUCUACGCGGUGAUUCUCCAGGAAUUACUCUGUGGCUGGAUGGAGCUGCAGCGGCAGCGGGCCAAGCCCAAGAAGCAGGCGGGGCCGCUGUGGUCAGCCAGCUUUUCUAGGUCUCGGUCAGGUCGACCUGCUUUCUCUCGGCCGCUGGUGUAUUCUCUGCGCAGGGAGCGGCUGCGGGACUGGCGGAAGGCUGGCAGGAUCAUCCGAAAGGCCUGAGGGAUCCCCCAGUGCUUCCAAGAACCUGCAUGUAGCUUCCCUGGGCCCUGAAGGAGGAUGAUAAGGCCUGGAGCCCAACAGGAAGGCCGUUCAUGUGGAGGAUGAGUUUGCCCAGAGAACAAGGCCCUGCCCCAUUAAAGAAGCACAGACGGUGAUGAUGGAGACGUUCCAGAGGCAGCUAGCCAUGUGGGGCUCAAGUCCUGAUACAAAUGUGAUGAUGUCUGGAGCAGCUCACUGUAAAACUCCUGGAGGAGGGUCAGAGCCCUCCAGUUCUCCAUACCAUGGUGUCCAGAGGCAGGUGUCCUGGUCCUGGGUCCUGGCUGGAGAUUUCCUGAAGCCCGUCUCUCCUGAUGCCCGUGAAUGCAGUCUCCUGACCCUUUCCCCUAGAGCUCUCUCCUCCCUCCACAAUACAGCCUGGGAGCCCCCAGCCCAGGGAGGCUUUGGCAUUUCCUGCUUCCUGAACAGCUGGAACGGCUGGCCUCUUGGGAGGAGGGCAGAGCAGGGGACCAGGGCGCCCUGGGGUGGCUGGCUCAGGGCCUGACAUUGAUCACACAAGGGAAGACAACCUGAAUGGUGUGUCAUCAAGAGCGAUGGAAGGAGGUCAGCCAAGCCCCCGACCUGCCCAGGUUCCCUCAGGGGGCAUGGUCUCCUCACCAGUGAGGGCUGUCAUUCGCUUGCGCCGGAAAUUCCGGAUCUUGCGCAAGAGCCGCCUACGAUCCAACCUCCCUGGGGAGUCGUCCCUGGCUCUCACCCCGUCCCCAUCGCGGCUGCUUCAGAGACAGAUCUCCCUCGACCGGGCCAAGCUGAACAGCACCCCCGGGCCCCACCUCCCCCACCGCAUGAACUUUGAGAAGCCCCAGUAUUUCACCUUCGAGGCCCCCGUGGAAUCGCCCUUCCGGAAGAAGAAGAAGCGCAGUAAAUCUCGGGUUGUGUUGUACCCGGAGAGCUCUCGGAAGUACCUCCCGACCGAGCAGAAGAGCAAGGCCAAACGCUGCCUGCUUCUGCUGGUGGCCAUCGUCUUCAUUCAAAUCCUCAACGCCAUCGAGAACCUUGAUGACAAUCUGCAGAAGUACGACCUCGAUGGGCUAGAGAAAGCCCUGCAGCGGGGUGUGUUUGGCCAGAAGGCCGCCAUGGACAGCAUUAUGGAACUACUGCGGGAUUAUUUGGCCACACACAUCCACAGCCAGCCUCUGGUCAUCUCGUUCAAUGGCCCAAGUGGAGUGGGCAAAAGCCACGUGGGCCGGCUGUUGGCAAAACACUUCCGCUCGGUGAUGGAGGGGGAUUUUGUGUUGCAGUACUAUGUGAUGCAUCACUGUCCAGACCAUCAGGAGGGCCUAGCCUGCCAGCAGGAUCUGUCUGAGAGGAUCACUGACAUGGUGACCCGCGCAGAGGUGGAAGAAAAGAUUCCUGUGUUCAUCCUGGACGAGGUCGAGUUCAUGUCUCCAGGCCUGCUAGACACUUUGCACGGCUUCCUGCAGCCUCGGCAGUCCAAUGAGUUUCUCAAUGCCAUCUACGUGCUCAUCAGCAGUAUUGGCGGCAGCGAGGUCACACGCUUCGUUCUGCAGAACAUCUCCAGCGAGCUGACCCCACAGCGCCGCAGGGAGGAGCUCAGCCAGUCUGUCCACACCCUCCUGGCAAGCACCCACCCGCUCUGGGAGAUUGCUGAGGUGGUCCCUUUUGUCCUGCUAGAGAAAUGGGACAUCAUGAACUGCUUCCUGGAUGAGAUGGUGGGUGAAGGCUUCUACCCUGACCAGAGCCACAUCGAGAGCCUGGCGGGGCAGCUCAGUUACUACAACACCAAGGGAGGGGAGUUUGCUGUCACGGGCUGCAAGCAGGUGGUGGCCAAGGUCAACCUGUUGUAGUGGACACCUCGCUCGUCCUGCACCUAUCCUUGCCUGUCCUCUUCACUCUUCUGUGGAAUUCAAACUUAUUGUGGUAGGGGAGGGCACCAGAGGGCUCAGUGGGUUGCCCCUGUCCUCCUCCAGGCUCUCACAUUUCCUGCCUUGCCUGGCUUAGACAGUGUUCCCAGGCUUAUCCUCAGGAAUACUGCCUCUUGGGAUUUGGGGGAGCCCAAAGUGCUGCUCAUAGAAGGAAGGUCAAGGCCUCUAUUUAUACAUAGGACUUUAUAGCUGCUUCCUCAAAUACUGUCCCCUAGGAUGGGGCAGCAGGCAUCUAGAUUGCUGAUUUCUCUGCGAAGGCAAGACGCAUGAAGGAGUUUCAGGAGCUGAGGGAAGGGCUGGUGCUGAAGGCUGCAGGUCAGACUUGGGGAACUCUUCCCUACACGCCUCCCCCCACAACCUCCUCACUUUCUAAGACUGAUGUUCAACACCUGCUUGAUCACAGUGCCAGAUGUCCCGCCCCACAGAGCACCAAACCAGUUGUGGGUAAUGGAAGGAGAGAUGCUUCCUGAAAGCUUAGACCCUGGGGAGGGGGGUGAUUGUCAAGACUGUGCCAUGGUCUUCAAGAUUCCUAAUAAAUGUCUGCCUGGUCA
Molecule: messenger RNA, 4837 nt
Organism: Phascolarctos cinereus (koala)
Lineage: Eukaryota; Metazoa; Chordata; Mammalia; Diprotodontia; Phascolarctidae
Source: RefSeq, a predicted model, not a curated record